Truncatella angustata is the source of this 1967-nucleotide messenger RNA. RefSeq lists its product as uncharacterized. Gene Ontology annotation, cellular component: cytoplasm; nucleus. Gene Ontology annotation, molecular function: protein binding. The annotation marks the transcript as partial. The transcript has 5 exons. Lineage: Eukaryota; Fungi; Ascomycota; Sordariomycetes; Amphisphaeriales; Sporocadaceae. The record is from RefSeq and is a predicted model, not a curated record.
UGUGGCAGUGGUAUGUGAUCUAUCGACAUGAACUACUUGGCUCAUCUCGCAAUGAGUUGCCUAAUGGCAUGCCGAGAACGCCCUAAUAAAUGCCUCGGAAAGAGCCCAACCGCAGCACGUUAUAUAUGACCAAUCGCGAAAUGAGAUCAAGGUAUCACAUUGCACUGAUUGGCGACGGCACAUGCAAUUGUGCACUUCUACUCAGCCCCUUCAACCUCAGCGUCAUUUAGCUCUCUUUCGAUAUAACGCAAUUCCCCCGCCUUUGAUUUCGUUAUAAAGGCAUUGCGGACAAGUAACCCUCAGUCAUUACGGAUCAUGUCAAUUGUCCGGCAAUGCGCUUUGCGCUAAACGCUGAACUCUUCAAAAUCAUCUCAUUCAAAACGAGAUGGAGGUUGUAGGGGCUGCCGCGAGUUUCAUUGCCAUUGGCCAAGCCCUAGCUAGCAUCCCGAAGCUUAUCAGCAUCAUCCAGACUGUGGCUAAUACUCGAAAAGAGUUAGCCGAACUUUCGUUCGAGCUCAAAGUCCUUACUGCGCUCUCCAACGAUGUUCAGAAUUGUAUUGAUAUACUGCUUUCAGAGAGCCUGCCGAACGGGAUUAGACCCACCGAACCUGCCUACAUCCAGCAAUCUGAAAGCGAACUUGAGGGACUUUUGCUGGACUUAAAGAAGUUAGCAGCCGAUUGCGAAACAGCUUUACGGCAAGAUCCUUUCAGAAAGCUGGGGACUAAAUUGAAAUUGGCAUGGCAGAAAUCGAAAAUCAAAGACCUCUGCAGCAGGGCGCGGCGGAUAUUCGGGUACCUGGAAAAGGCCAUGAUAAUUCUAGCCAUGCGAGCAUCAAUAUACGAGAAAAAUUGGCAUACUAAGGUACUGUUCGAAGCUCAUGCUAUUGCCACCCAGAAAUACCCGGUGCCGAGCAAAGCCACCAAGGAACCAAAAGAUCUGACCUUGUCCGGAGCUUUUGAUCCGCCAAACAGCACCCGCAGGGCCCUUCAAAGCAAUCCUCUUGUUUCAUGCGGUUGCUACUGCCAUUUGGCUUCGAAUCGAGCGAUGGGAAUGCCGUCUUUGUUGUCUAGCUUGAUCUUGCCACGAGGUCCAUGCUUCUGCAAUUGUGCUUUUCGCGCGAGAGGAACAGGUUUCAGUUUUGACAUUUCGUAUUGGCUGGCAAGACGAAAAGUUCAUUUCACCAUCUCUUUUGCCACCAGAGGUCUUGAAAUAUGUCUGAGUGUACCAAUUAUUUUAGAACGAUCAAAUGCUUGGAGCAUUAUCGAGACUGAGUCCGAAGAACUUGCAUCAAAAUGGUUGAUUCGUAAUGAGAUUUCUCCGAGAUAUCUAGCCACAGAUGGGUGGUCUGUCAUUGAGUACGCCGUCCACAAACAUCAAUGGGAAAUUGUACUUUACUGGUUAAAUCACCAGAGUAGAAUACUCAUCGACACACCGAUGUUAAGACAAGCAGCACUUCGUGCAAAAUUUUUUCAAGGCACAACAAGAACUUUGACUGCGAGAGAGUCGUAUACUUGCCAACGAAUAAUCCAGCUAGCGGGACAAGAGGAUGAGAUUCCCGCGAUUCACCAGGCCCUCCAUGACGGGCAGGACCUUCAACUAGCGAUUGCGCUUCAACCCACUACAAUCAAUGAGAUCGAUGGUGCAGGCGAAGCGCCACUACAUAUUGCAUGCCGUAUGUGCGACGUUAGUGCAUGCACCGCUCUGAUCAGGGCGGGGGCUGAUAUCAACCGUAAAGAUCCAGAUGGCGAUACACCACUUCACGUAGCUGCAUGGUCUGGAGUGCGACAUUUGGCUCAACUACUGCUGGAUGCAGGCUGUGAUAUAAAUUCUACCAACAAACAGGGACUUACACCACUAGUGGUCGCAGUCGCUUUUAAAAACCCAUCCAUGGUGUCGUAUUUGAUACGAAGGGGAGCUUCGAUACACUCGGCAGAUAACCACCACAGGACGGCAUUGCACUAUCUCU